This is a messenger RNA of Rhipicephalus sanguineus (brown dog tick), 1055 nucleotides long. RefSeq names its product sodium-dependent nutrient amino acid transporter 1-like. Gene Ontology annotation, biological process: sodium ion transmembrane transport. Gene Ontology annotation, molecular function: L-amino acid transmembrane transporter activity. Gene Ontology annotation, cellular component: membrane. The transcript has 4 exons. The record is from RefSeq and is a predicted model, not a curated record. Lineage: Eukaryota; Metazoa; Arthropoda; Arachnida; Ixodida; Ixodidae. The coding region runs from base 18 to 998 and encodes 326 amino acids.
UGCAGGGUAUCGUCGCAAUGGACAUGGCGACGAGUCUGGUGUCGGCGUGCCUCAUGUUUUCCGUGCUCGGCAACCUGGCCUACGUCACGGGACAGUCGGCGGAGACGUACGUGCACGGCGGAUCGACCAAGAUGUUCUUUAUGCUCAUCAGCGAGUACAUCGGGGAGGCCAACUACCCGCAACUGUUUGCCUCCCUGUUCACCAUUACCCUGCUGCAGCUGGGUUUGUGUCAAGCGGUGGCCGGCUUGUGGACUCUGGUGACCUGCUUGACGGACGAGUUCACGACUCUGCGGCCGCUGACGGGCUCCCUCAUAGCGGCCUUCUGCAUGGUGGGCUGUGUGGCCAGCCUGCCGUACGCCACGCCGUACGGAUACCUGAUCGCCCUGCUCGUCAACCGGUUCGCUGUACAGAUUCCUGUGCUGCUGGUGGCCUGCAUGGAGACGCUGUCGUUCGUCUGGGGCUACGGCGUGGACCGGCUGCUGUUCGACGUGCACUUCAUGGAGCAGGGCACUCUGAGCCGCUACUGGAUUCGCUGCUGGAGCCUGUGGACGCCGUGCGCCUUGCUGGCCGUACUGGUGGCCACGUUCGUCACCCUCCAGGACUACGUGGACGACCUGGCGAGCAGCUACAACGUCCAGGCCAAGUUGGCGUGCCAGUUCCUGCUAGUGGGCAUGCUAGCCGGUGUCCCGGUCCUUACGAUAGAGUGGCUCAUGGAGAAUAAUCUGGACGUGAACCUGUCCCUGCUUCCGUGCGCACACUGGGGUCCCCGGGAGGCAAUCUACUUCCGAGCGUACCACGAGGCCAUCAAGCACUCGGACCUGCCGGCUCAGAAGAAGGUCCACAAGACGGAUCGCAAGGAGACGGUGGCCGAGCGGUUCACGCUCUACCUGGUGCAUCACAGCCCCAAGUACAUGGGACGUUUCAUCAAGCGCGUGACGAACGUUCCCGGGAAGGUCGUCCCCACGCGUCGGAUGAGGGAUCCCUUCCCGUGCGAGUAGCCACUGCUCCUUGGAGCGGCUUUUAUUUUAGUUUUCUUUGAAAUAAAGUAUCGCCUA